This is a messenger RNA of Symbiodinium sp. CCMP2592, 1254 nucleotides long. The record is from the annotation of a GenBank genome assembly. Lineage: Eukaryota; Dinophyceae; Suessiales; Symbiodiniaceae.
AUGGCGCUGAGUAACGGCAGGAGGGACCUUCCUGCCGCCAUGAGCGCAAGGUCAGAGGAGCUAUCCUCGGUGCGCUACCAGCUCGGCCUGGUCUUCCUGGGCCUUUCAGGUUUGCCCCAGCCCGGCUGGUUGGAACGAGCUCCAGAGUAUGAGUUCAUUCUCCAGGCUGGGGAGGUGGCGAAGCGACUGCGGCCGCGGGUUCCAGCUCCACCAGUAGGUCAUGGCAUCUCCGAAGAGGAGCUGCGAAGCCUGCUCCCAGGCUCGGUGACGGCAGUCCGGGUCGAGGAGCGGACAGCAUUGCGGCUGCCCGAGCCCGUGGACUACAUCUCGGUGGAUGUCUGGGAGGAGCGCUUGGGGCUCCUGGACAGCACGCCCACGAGACGCCACGUCGGCCAAUGCUUCAUUCCUCUGGAGCCGCGCUUCAACAAGAGGCCCUGCACGUGGUCCAUCGUCAAGGACUCCAGUGAGGUUGGUUUCAUCACUUGCAGAUUCUCUCUCAGCACCACGCCAGCUCCGGUGCGGAGCCUCCACGUCGUGAAUGCGGCAAGGGCCGACGAGUUGCGUUUGGCCUGGGAGCCGCCUUCAAGCGACGGCGAUCUGCCGCUGCGCGGAUACCGGAUCGAGGCGCGAGAACCUCAAUUCGGUGGACGCAUUUCGAUGGGAGCACCCGGCGUGGGGUACUUGCCCGACGAACCCAGGACAGCAAGUGCUCCGGCAUCACCGGAGCCUUCUGUCACGCUCAAAAACUUGAGCGGAAACACGGUGUACACGAUCCGCGUAUGGGCCGUGAACGAGGCUGGUGCAGGCCCGGCGGCAGAGGUCAUCGGGCAGACAGGGCCAGUGGCUCCUGGUCUUUGUGGCGAAGCGCGCAUCGCUGUGGAAGGGGAGAUGUCUGCAUUGACCAUCGAGUGGGAGCCACCCGCGGACAACGGCGGCGCUGACCUCGUUGCAUACAGGAUCUGGCUGCGACCCGUCUUCCAGGACGGUUUGGGAGGCUUCUUUCCUUCGGAUGGCUUCAUCGACCUGGGCCUUUUCGAGCACAGGUCUAGAGGCUCUCGAACGCAGAAAGCCCCCGUGAAGCUUGACCAGCUGCCUUCCUGCUCGGGAUGCCUUUGCAGCGUGGCAGCCAUCAAUUCUGCAGGGCUUACCGGCUGUGCCUCGGAGGCUCCUGUGGUUUGGGCGAGCAACAUGGACCGGCAGAAGGAGAUCUUCGAGCUCGGCUGCGUGGCGGAGACUAGGGGGAGAGAAGCUUAG